AUGACUGCUAAUCCAUCUAAGAGACUUGCCUGGAGUGACUCAAUUGCCUUUGAUUCAAAGCACAGACAAGAUCCUAAAGAUUCCCACAAGGUCCACAAGAAGAAAUCAAAAGAGAAGAAAAAGAGACUGGCAGUUGGUCAGUGGAGAACAGAUGUACAGUCCCUUGUUUCUUCUUCUAAAUGGCUUCAGCGUUAUGGUCUCAAAAGAAACAAAUUGUCCCUGUCCCAGAUUUUGUCCCAGAUUGGAUUCCAGCACAGGAAAGAUUAUGUGACCACCUUGGGGAAACCUGUGGCUUCUCGAUAUGCAGAUGGUCUGUUUCCUCAGUACAAGAGAGCACAAGAUGGCAGCGUGUAUAAUCUGACAGCCAAAAAAGAACUGAUUCUUCAUUUUGUGGAUUGUCUAAUUGGAGCUAUUGAGCUAUAUAAGCAGCGAAUGGAAUGGUUAACCAGUGAGAGCCGGCAGAUAUUUGGAGUGAUUCAAGAACAGUGCAUUGUCAUUGUGUUGGAUUUUGGCACUGCAGCUCCAACUGAAUUUGAUCUGUGUCGGGAUGCACUUUCUAUGGUGCUUGUGGAACAGGUGAUACAAAUUUCCAGAUUCAACCUCAUUCGAGCUGCUCAGGAUCUUACGAAGUGGCAGCAGAAAUGCACUCCUGUGACUGAGCAUGCUGUAAAGUCUGCAGUUAGAUGGCUCUGGAAGCUGGAGCAUAUGACAGCUGUCAGCCACAGCAGUUCUGCUGAAGCUCUGCUGGAAGCCAUGGCUGAUGAAGCGGUUGAAGCUGUUUAUUACUUUGCUGUGGGAGAUGUUCCAGUGGACACAAAGCAGCUACUCCUUGAGAAAGUUUCAGAUGUCUCCUGUCCAGUCAACAUGGUGUCUUUCAAUGCUAGGGAAGAUGAAACUAUUAUUUUUCUGAAGGAGUUGAGCCACUUGGCCUCUGGCAGAUUCCAUGCUUUUGCUGAGAAGAAUAACUGUAGAGAUACUACUGGACCUGCACUAAAAUAUGAAGAGGAUGGAAAAGGAUUAAUUGCCCUGAACUCUGGAAAAGUGAAAGGGAGAAGGCCACUAGUAGCUGGUGUCUGUGAAGAUGUGUUUUUGAUCUGGAAGGAGCUGGAGGAAGCCAGGAGUACAGUGAGACAAGUUCAGGAAAUGUUAUCAGAAUCUGACCAGUCUGCUUCUCAAGAUGGCAAAGGUGAUCAUCCAUUAUCAAAACAUAUCACUGAUGAAUAUUUGACUUCUGAGAAGUGGUUGCAGAAGUAUGGCUUGAAAGCUCAGAAGCUCACACUGUAUGAUGCACUUGCUGAUAGUGUUUUUCACCAUGUAGAUGGGCCUGUUGGCAUAAACACUAAACCAGAGGAUGAAUGUUCACAAACUGAUGCUGAGACAAAGAGGAAGAUAAUUCAUGCAAGAUACUGUGACAAGUUUGUACAUACCCUCUGGAAAGAUGGAUCUGUAGUUCAUGUAUAUGUUACUACAGAAAAGUAUAAGCAGUAUGAAGAGAAAAUGAGGACAGCUCUCAGACAAGUGGAAGGAAGGAUUAAGUGGCUUCAACAAGGAAGCAGAGGGCUUUUUGGGAAUGUGUUUGAAGAUGAUAUCUGUAUUCUUAUUGAUACAUCACAGUCUAUGAAAAACAAGCUGCCACUAGUGAAGGAAAAAAUAUUUCAGCUAAUGCAGGAGCAACUGAGACACAAGAAGAGAUUUAACUUUGUGAAAUUUAGUGCCCAAGCAGUGGCAUGGCAAGAGAAACUUGUUGAAGUGAAUGAGGAAAAUUUGCAAGAUGCUUGGCUUUGGAUAAAAGGGCUUGAGGUUGGAAGUUCCACAAAUACACUCAAAGCUCUCCAGACUGCUCUUGCUGAUACUGACACUCAGGCUAUUUAUCUCUUGACUGAUGGGAGACCUGACCAGCCCCCCCAGAUAAUUUUGGCUGAAGUCCAACUUCACUGUAAAAUUCCCAUCCAUACUGUAUCCUUCAAUUGUGAUGAUAUAGAAGCCAAUAAAUUUUUGUAUGAUCUAUCUACCACAACAGAGGGACGGUUUCAUUAUUACAACAUUUAUUUGAGUGAUCCCGAUACUCCAGAGUUUAUUUUUAAUAAAGACAUAUAUCUUUUGAAAAGAGAAAUUGAUCAAGGAGAGAAAGAUCUAGAGAAAGUGAAGACCUUUCAUGAGAAAAGUCUGAUGAUGAAUUCUUAUAGUGAAGAAAAUUAUCCAGAGAAUAACUGUAAUCACAAGCAGACACACACUGUGUCUGUUUCUAAACACAUUAAAGAGCUGAGUACUUCUCUUAGGAGUAGGCCAUGCUGUGCUUCAGAAGAACCAUCAGUGCCAUCACACGAGCAAACCAGGCAAAGCACUGCUGCCAGUCCAGCCCAAAGAAAGAAAGCAUUAUAUGCAGAUCAAACAAAGUCAAGUCUGCUGCAAUUCCUGAACAGUGGUGUGAAAUUUAGGGAAGAAAGCCCAGAGGAAGGAGUGUCUCCAGAGGAAAAGAGUCUUUCUGUCAAAAAGAGUGUGAAAUGUACAACCAUUUUCAAAGGAAAGUUGACAGAACAAGAAGCUCUGACUGGGGAAGAUGGUAAGACUGUGAAAGGGGCAUCUGAAAGCUCUCUAGAUGUCUCUUCAGCUCUUUGGUUAAAGACCCAUGGCUUGGCUGCUAGGCGACUCACCAUCAUGGAUGCCAUAGCUCCUACAACUGUCCUUCACAGUACAAAAUACAUCCCAGUUCUGGACAAGCAUGUAGUUUCUAAAGUAUUUGAUAAGAUGUUACCAUUGGCCCAUGUUAGCAGUGACAAGAAGGAGAUUGCACUAAUUAAUCCUUGGGCAGUGAAUCUUGAUGCCUAUAAAAAGAAGCUGGAGCAAGCAAUUAUAUCCUAUGAGAGGCGCCUGAACCUAGUUAUUUGGAGAGCACUAUCUCAGGAGGAAAGAGACAAAUUUGAAGAGGACGGGCCAGUCCCAUAUAGACAGCAUAAAGAAACUUUGCUGGAGGCUUUAGAAAAUUUGGGAUGGCCAGUUUCCUAUGAAGAUGUCAAAUUGUUAGAAGAUGAGAUAUUGACAGCAUUAACAUAUAUACAACAAGCCUCUGAUCUUCAGGAAGCUGUCAAAAAGGAAAUUGAGAAAAGCUCAGUAUCAUACAUAAGCAACAAUAAAAAGACAUUUAAAGAAGAAAAUGGGAAGCUGAAGUCUAAGACAAGACAAAAACAUCAAAUAUUUGUAACUCACAAAAGCCAAAAGGUAAUUGCAAGAUCAGACAUCACAGGAUUUUAUUAUCCAGGAACUGUGAUAAAGAAUAUCAGUUCUACCUGUGCACUUGUUGACUUCAGCAAUGGGGAGAGCUGUGAUGUCCUUGUCAAGUUCACUAUACCUGUGGGAGGUGCUAUGCCAUGCCCACAUCUGCAGGUUGGGGACUAUGUGUUUGCCAGAACCGGGACACGGGCAGAAAAUGAAUGUUAUGUACCCGCCAUUGUCAUAGCAACACCACAGAGGGUGGAGACAGGUGACAAAUUCUACACAGUGCUGCUGUUCAACAACAGAGAGGAACACUGUAUAAGAAGUGAGCUCAUUAAAAUCAGCCAAACCAAGUAUGCUUAUUCCUGUCAGUACAUAAGAACGGUGCAGACGGUGGAUUAUGAGAUCCUCGAUACUAAGACUAAAAACUCCUGCCCUCACUCAGCUGUGGAAGAUGAAGGAGGAGAACAAGCAAGAAAAACUAUAGUGAAAGAAAAGAGGGGAAAAAAGAAAAAGAAGAGGACAACAGUAGACAAAAGGCAUCCCAGGGAGAUGAUGUCAAACUUGGAUAAUCUUUUGUCUCCAGAAGUAAAACAGAGAGAAAGAAAUUCACUGUCUAGCAAUAAGGAAGAAUGUAGAGCAUCUUCCCUCUCCAUUUCAUCAUCCUGGUGUUCAUCGAGGUGUUAA
Messenger RNA from Agelaius phoeniceus (red-winged blackbird), 3900 nucleotides. NCBI's taxonomy places the organism in Eukaryota, Metazoa, Chordata, Aves, Passeriformes, Icteridae. The record is from RefSeq and is a predicted model, not a curated record.